AUGAUGAGAACAUCAAAAGGUCAGGUUUGUAUGCUCUGUUUUUCUGCUUCUCCUUUAUCAAAGCUACUUUCUCAUGUUCAUGUUAAAGGAUUACCAAUCUCCUGGGCCAUACCUACCACUGCUACCAGCCCUACCAGCUCAAAAGUCCCUCUCCUUCUACCAAAUCCUCCCCCAAAAGACUAGCUUUUGCCCAGAGUCUAUCACUGGGAUUAAUGGAGCCCUGUGGUUUCUCCCACAAAAAGCCAGUUGUCCGUUCACGCCUCACCGUGUCAGAGCUGAAUAGCGUGUGAGCAGUGUGUGAGCAGUGUGUGCUGGCUUACAACGCAGGGAUAACGUUCCACUGGCAUCUGCCCUAGAGGUCACCCACCCGCCAAGCACCCAACCUCCCAAGAGCUUUCUCUUUUUCCCUCUCUUCCUUCUCGUUCACUCAAUCUCUGUUUCUCCCUCCUCUCCUGGGUCCAUCUCUAGGUCUCCUUCUUCACCUAAACUCUCAGUGGUUGUGGACCCACUAACUCCUAUACCUUUUUAAUAAUUCUAACAGCUGAAAUUAGCAUAGUUUAUAUCUGUCUUUCAUCAACCGUAGCCCUCUUCUAGAAACAUAGUUUGUGCCAUCCGUAUACCCAAAAGAGAAGGACCGAGACACUUCCCCUUUCAAUAGUCCUUUCUGGAGAUUCUAAAGUGAUUUGUAUAUCUAUCAAUAUCUAUAUGGUUCAUACAAUAGAAACCACUGUGUGUCUCUGAGGUUGCCCCCACCUUGCUAACCCAGCUGCCAUGCUGCAUCUGGAAGGGUUAUGUUAAAGUCACUUGCUGCAUUCAGUGUGUAUUCUAAUUGUCUUUUGUCUUAGCCCCUUCACCACUAGAUGGUAGCCCUCUCCUACAGUACACACACACACACACACACACACACACACACACACACACACACACACACACACACACACUGCCUAAGAGCAACAGGCUCCCUUCCUGCUCCCUCCUCCAGACAGUGAAUGUCAAUGGUUCCCUUAAUUGCUUCCAGUCAGUGUAUUUGUUGCUUGCUUAUGAAUUAACUUGCAGUUAUUGGAACCAAUUGAACAGCCAUCAUUUAAUUACACCUGAGUAGAGGCUGAACUUUAAUUGGUGGGGCUUCCUAACGAGUAAGGAGGAUCUGAUAUGGGGCUUGAGCAGUAUUAAACGCCUGUUUACUUUCCUGAUAGCUAAAAGCAUUAAAUGAUAUCUGCGUGACGGGAUUAUGAUUUGUUAAUUGCUGGCAUACAUUAGUGCCUUGAUAAACUGUUAGUUAGAGCGAUGGUACGCAGUGGCGAGAUAGGGGGAUCGAUGAUGAGAUGACUUAAAUAAAGCACCAUUUCACUCUGCAAAUUAAAGGUGUCGGUCUUGUUUUUCUGUACUCAGGGAGGUUAUUAAAGAUCCUCUCUGCAGCAGAGGUACCUCUGAGAUCAUAUUGACAGGCUAUAAUUAAUACUAACCUUUCCUCUAGGCUAACGUACUGUAAAGUGCCUGCUUCGGUGCCUCCAACGAAAUGCAUUUUUCCUUAGAAAUGAUUAAAUUAAUGAUAUCCAUUUCUGUAUUAUUUUCAGCUAAUCCUAAAGUCAAUGAGGAGCUGAAACAAAGACUGCCCUCCCCAGUAAGGCACCAAAGCUCAGAGACCAAGCUGCCACAACUUGGGUAAAGAUACCGUCAUAUUAUUCUCCUCUGUUCAUACGUACUUACAUUGUUUGGGUAUGGCUUUUCACCCACGUGACAAUAAAACAAUGAGUUGUAAUAUUACGGGAUGUUUAUCAGUGUUACUGUGAUUACUCACUGUAAUAAUGACUUCUUCUUUGUCGAGUUGUGUAUUCUAAAUCCUAAGCGAAUGUUAGCUACAACGGCUAAAAAUAAAAGCACAGUCUUCUAGUUUGUUCAUCCUCAGUUGAAUGCGAAAACUAAAUUGGAUAUGAAUACAAUUAGCUACUGUAUGUGGAGUGUGUGCACUGUACACUAUCAAUUUGUUAGGUACCUUUGUUCACAUAUUGUAGAUUGUGUUAACAUGAUUUUCAUUGCACCAUUGUCUUAAAGACCAUUUUAUUUCUCUCAAUAACAUAUUUUUUUCAACCCUCUUUCAGACUCAAUGCUGUUUGUAAAUGUCCACAAAAAGAGUAAAAAUAGACAUACCACAUCCUGUAAAAUUACGCUAUGAGACCUUUUCCAGUUAAAAGAUGGUUGAAAAGUUAAGAGUUGCUUGCCGUAGCUUACAGGCUUAGCACUGGGCAGGUCAUGCUGCUGUGACAUUGUCGACAGUGAUGAGCUCUCUUUUUCUUGACCCACUACUCACCUGUCAAGUCCCUGGUUGCAUCUCAAAUGGCACCCUAUUCCCUAUUUAGUGCACUACUUUUGACCAAAGCCCUUUGGGGCUAGGGCACCAUUUGGGACGCUACCCCUGUUAGCUAUAGCAGUGGCCCACCUGAACAUCUGAGCUCAGGCCAUGCUCAGCUAUACAUUCUACCAUACCCAUGCAUGCACUGUAAUAUUAAUGGAUAUUAGCAGUAGAUUCAAAAUUAUUUGCAAUUCAUUUGAGUACAUUUUGAAUUCUUUCAUUUGAAUUCUUCAACCAAGUUUCUUUAGAAUUUCUCUUUUGUUCCUUCAGUUUUUAUUUUGCUUUAUUUCAGAAGUACUGACUUGGGAGCCAUUUUGGGCACAACAUCAAAUCAACUUGUACUAGAGGUGCUUGACAAAGGUAUCUGACCUUUUUUUUAUUUUUUAUUCUUCUUCUUCCAGUCUUCCUAUCUGUCAAGACACAAAAUACAACAUUUUGUAAAUGGAUAUCUUUCUUCAGUGCUUGAGUACUGGGCUGGCUGUAUGUAUCUGUGUUGUAGUAGCACAUGAUAGGCAUAUGUUGUCCACUGGCACUUCAGUAUUUGGAAGCUUGUGCAAAUGACUGCUGAUUUCAGAGGCCGGGUCUUCCUGCCUGUUUACCGCUUGCUUUAGUGUAAAACCUGUUCCAUGCGAUACAUAAACAUUUAUUUACAAGUGUAAAUCACCUCCAGCCAUGGUGUCACUCUGCCAUCAAAUAACCGUUACCUAGACCGUCCGCAGUCAAAUGGCACUGCCACUAUUUAGAUAAACUGGUUGGAUUGACAAUGAGAGAUAAACAGAGUAUUUACCCAUUGAUUUAUAUGUACACUAGAUGACUGAUUGGGCUUCUGUUUUGAAGCCACCGCGCCUCCAUCUUGGCACUCCUCCACCAUUGUAAAAAAUAUUUUGGAAGCUAUUGAAAUGCAUUUACUAAUGUCUACAUUUGUUUUUGCCACGUUUAUUCUAUUACAGACACCUUAAUGCAUACUUUAAAUGAUAUUAUGUGAGCUAAAGAUACAAAUGUAAAAUAUAUUACUUAGUUACAUUUUUUGAAAGUAAUAAUUUUAAAAUAGUUAAAUAAAUGUAAUUUUGUCCUUGAAACAUUUAAUUUAAAUACUGUAGAAUGCCAUUAAUUCAUAUGGAGGACUGCUACUUCUGGGGAGUGCCAAUAUGGCCGACCGGUGGCUUCAAAGCCUCUCAUUGGCCAAUACAUAGCAUCAGCAAUCCAGGGUUUAUAUACAUCAUUGGUAUUUACCCACCCUUCACCAAACACUCCUGAUAUGUAAAUGUAUUCAGCUCCUCUGCUCAAAUAUACAUUUGGGCUGUAGUUAAAACACUUAAAGUCCUGCUAGCCAAACAGCUAUUAAUGACACGGCCUGUGCGGUUAUUAGAAGAUGACAUUUGACGGCAAGCAGGGGGGUGUUUUGCUGUGAUAUCAGGAGUGAGCCGGAAAGGAACUCCAAAAGGAGACGUUUUUGCAAGCAACGGCUGCUGGCCCUACUCAUCAUGUCUCUUCUUGACUUUUACACUAUUUACCACAUAAAACGUCACAUCUGUCCUUGCAACCCCAGUCUUUGAGUUGAAUUUUCUCAGGCUUGAAAGGAGAAUCUCCCUCAGUUUUUCCCCAUAGGAAACAGCCAACAGGCCAAACACUGUCAGAUUAAACAACACCGGCUCUCACCAUUGGGAAAUGCCACUUUAAACAGACGCUCAUACUUUGUGGAGGCAGUUGUCUUUGUGGGGACACGCCACAGCCAGAUAAAAAAAAAAAAAAAAAAAAAAAGAAGUAACCCAGGUUUAGGAACAAUGUGUCCCAUAUUUUCAGUUGCGACAAAGGGGGUUAAAUAAGCGCGUUUGGUGUUAUUCAUGGUUGAAUUUACUGUUUGCAUUGGUGAGUCUUAAAGAGAAUACUAAUAUCUGUUUGCAACAAUCCAGAGAGGACGACCCUGACAACAAAGCUACGAGGAGGAGGCAGACCUCCCUGAUCUCGACUUCAAAACCUGACCUUUCACAAAAUAAUUGUCACCGCUAAGCUGGAGCUACUUUUGGACAUAGUGGGGCAAUGCUGCUCAUGGGCUUGUCCAUCACAACGCAUGUAUUAACACAAACAACAGACUGCUGCUUAAAAUAAUCCAAUAUGUUUGAUGCAACGUUUGAUGCUCAUUAAACCAGCUCUUGUUUGAAUUAGACCACAUUUGAAUUGCAUUGAUGCUGAAGCGAUUAAUCUGUUUUAUUCCUUCAUAUAUAUUUCAUAAUUGUAAAGAGGUGGCAUUUUUCAUGCAACACUUGAACCAGGAGGUCAAGUUGUAACUUGGAAGGCAGUCAUACUUUAAAGUAGUGAUGGGAAGUUCGGAUCUUUUCGACUCGUUCAGUCAGAAGAACGAAUCUUUCGACUCAUUUCGUUCAUUUGAGUCAGUCAUGCCCAGAGCACGCAGGACCCCCUACCGGCAAACAAUGAACUGAAAACUCGAAAGAGUCAUGAUUCUACAAGCCUCUUGUUCACAAGUCGUUCACCAUAAGGGGCUUAUUGGAGCUGUCAUUUGUGACUGAGAUUUGUAAAAACAUGCUUUAAACAAUGUACAUUUGUUGAUUGCUAAGCAUGCAAAUAAGAUUGUCUUGGUACAUUUGAAACAGGUCUAGUUGUGGCCGCAACCGAAUUGGAUUGUGAACAACUCUUGGCGGAAUGCAUUGCUUAACUGCAGUGAGGGUGAUAAGCAGUGCAAUGUCGUUUGCGAACUGCAGGCCCCCAACGAUUCGUUCUCGAGUUCGACGUUGUUGAGCAGAGGCUGUGUAUGUUAUGGUUCUACAAAGCUGUGUCCAUCAUAACAUUCAAGAAUCAAUUAAUUGCAUUCACUCUUGCACCAUGCCCGAUCAAUUAUCAGUUCUAAAAAUUUAUUUUUCUUCUCUAUGCUCAUGAUCUAUUUUCCUGCGCGCAUUUGACAGACACUUGGUGGUCGGAGAACGUCUCUGAAGCCACUGAGCAGGAGGAGUCGUUCAAAAAGAACAAAUCGUUCGCUAACUGCACAUCAUUACUUUAAAGAGGUUUCUUUGACAUUAUGCAAAGCUGACAAUCAUAAAUUGACCUUUUUGAAUAUGAUUUUCUUUAAAGCAUUUUAGCUUAUUUUCUAUCAGGCUUGGGCAUUAGAAUUUGACUUGAAAGCAUGGAUCGUUACUUUAGUCAUUUAGCAGACACUCUUAUCCAGAGCGAUUUACAGGAGUAAUUAGGGUUAAGUCCCUUGCUCAAGGGCACCUCGGCAGAUUUGUCACCUAGUCGGCUCAGGGAUAGGGAAUGCUCUACGCGAUUCUGCCGCAUGCGAAUGAAAGGCGAGAGAAAGGAGAGAGAGAGAGGCGAGAGGAAGAGAGGAGGAGAGAGCGGGGAGAAUAGAGGGAAUGCGAGAGAGCGGGAGGGUGAUAACAGAGAGAGAGAGAGAAGGGAGAGAGAGAAGGAGAAAGAGGGAGAGGAAGAGAGAGAGAGAAAGAGGAAGAGAGAGACAGAGAGGAGAGAGCGGAAGAAGAGAGAGAGAGAGAAAUGAGCAGGAGAGCAGAAGAGCAAAGAAGAGAGCGAGAGCGCAUAGAUUGCGCUAGGGCAGAGUAGAGCGCGCGCGCAGAGCGAAGAGAAGGAGAGAGAGAGGAAGCACAAGAGGAGGAGAAGAGCGCGGAGCGAGAGAGCGCAGAACGAAAGAAACCCCCAAGCAGAGGCACGCGCCCCCGUGCAAAAAAGGAGACGAGAGAAGCCCAGAAGCCCCCGAGCAGAAGAGGAGCGGAAGCAGAGAGAGAGAGCAAGACGAGAUGAAAAGAAGAGGAGAGCAGAGGGAGAGAGAGGAGAGAGAGACAGAAGACGCGAGGAGGAGAGAGGGAGAGGAGAGGAGAGAUAGCAGAAGAGGACGAGGAAGGGCGAGGAGCGAAGGCGGGGAGAGGAGAAGAGAAGAGAGCCCUACCAGACACCAAUAAAGGAGAGAGCCCAGAGAGAUGAGGGGAGAGAAAGGCGGAGAGAGAAAGAGAGGAGAGAGAAGAGAGGAGAGAAGAGGAGAGAGAGAGAGGGGAAAGAGGAAGAAGAAGGAGAGGAGAGAGAAGAACAGCGGAGAGAGGAGAGAGAGAGGAGAGGAAAAAGGGAGGAGAGAGACGAGAGAGAAAAGAGAGAGAGGAAGAGGAGGAAAGGGAGAGAGAGGAGGGAAAAGAGAGAGAAGAGGAAAGGAGAGAGAGAGAGACGAGAGAGAGAAAGAGGAGGAGAGAGAGAGGCGAAAGAGGGAAGAGAGGAGAGCAGAGAGAGAGCGAGAGAGGAGCGAGAGGAGAGCGGAGAGAGAGAGAGAGAGAGAGAGAGGCGAAAGAGGAAGAGAAGCACCAAGAGGAUCUCUCUCUCCUCUUCUUAUCGGAUGAUAGCAACUUCUCUCUCUCUCUCUUUACUCCCUCUUCUCUCUUCUUGGCUCAGCUCUCAACAGAAACAUUUACAGAGCACCAUGUAGUUCCCUGCCAGCACCAGUCACCCAUCCUCUCUGCAUUCCCAUGUUUCCUCAAGAAGCCCCCCCACCCCUCCCCAAAAUUAUAGAAAAUAGCCCAUUCCACCAGCUCAUAAUUCACUGGGUCUUUAAGUGGAACAAUAUUGUCAUGGUUGGUGUUGAGGAUGCACUUAGAUUUUUUUAUUUCUAUUCACACGCCACUAAUGUCCGUUUAUUUUCUUACCACAUUUUACCGUAUUUUGCACAGUGAUCGAUGUGUAACCAUUUUCCCACAACUUGCAAAGGAUAUUGAACAAAACAUUUACCAAACAUUUCUUGUGUUUUUAGCAUUUGUUCCCUAUUAAGCUUAAUGCAUUCUAACUGUAAUCUCGGUAACUUUAGUCCCUCAGUAUUUAAGAUCCGUAGAGGAAGAGAGUCGGACAUCCAGAUCUCCAUCACCCCAGGCUCACCACAGGAGAUCUCCCUCACCCCAGGCCCACCACAGAAGAUCUCCCUCACCCCAGGCCCACCACAGGGCUCCAGACGCAGGCAGGAGGAUGGAGGAGGAGAGGGCCUCCAGCCGGAGCCCAUUCACCCAGGACGGCUACAGGUCAAAGGGUCACAUCCAGGGGUCGAACAGCAGUCCUCCAGUCUACAGAAGACACAUCAUCCCUCCUGACUCCAGCCAAGCUCUCCAAUCAAGGUGAGCUGUCUUAGAGCCCAAUCGUAACUAAAGCUUAACUCAGAAGUACGUCAAUCAUAUUUUGGUGUCAAUAGGUGAUUUUCGCAAAAAAAAGUUACAUGCACAGAUCCCAUAAAAACUUGAACCAGAAACACAUACAUGUACCUGUGGAGGAGUAUCUGUACCCACUAUAGCACUUGGCAAUAUUGCCACAUAAAUAUGAUGUAAUAAAGCAUCACUCCAGUCAUUUUAAUGUAGCCUCUUUGUGGCCUUGUGUGUGUGUGUGGUCUGUCUGGUAACAAGAAGUGUUUCUGAGGGACCUAAACCUAGGUAUGCCCACUACUGUAUUUUUGUCCUUUGUCAAAAUAUUAAAUUAAUAGCUGUUUUUGAGUGCCCUGAACCUGUAUUUCUACAACAAAAGAUGUGAUACUGUAUAUUUGUCCUCUUGUAAAGAUAUUCAAUCAAAGGUCACAUGAUUUGGCAUCUGAUCUGAAGGUGUAGAUAGAUAGAUGGAUAGAUGGAUGGAUGGAUGGAUAGAUAGAUAGAUAGAUAGGCUAUAAUGUGAGGCAUUGCUGCGGGGAAUCAUAUUCCUCACUACAAGAGGGAAGUAGGCUACAUGGCAAUACACUGCCGUAAUACCUUAAUAUUACCUUAAAGGUCAACUGGAUGAUUUGCCUAAUAUAACAGAGUAAAUAGACACUGUAAUAUGCCUGCAGAGUGCAUCCCUUGCGUAUUUGAUAAUUGCGUCUGUUUCGUAGGAGACAAGGCUAUAACUAAUUUGUGUUGCCGUUCGCUCUCAAGUUGUAAUAUUGUUGCUCUCUCUUUCUCUAAUCAAAAUAUUUUUCUCUCAUAAUGUAGUAUGCAAGAGGACCAAGGAAACACUCAAGUUAGCAGCAGUUCCUUUGACUCCAAAAAGCAAAGCCUCGUCCUGGACAAAGAGAAGAAUAUUGCCUUCCUGCUGAAGGAGCUGGAUUCACUCAGAGAUCUCAAUAAGAAGGUAGGUAGAAAUGUUAAAGGAAUCUUGCCCAGCUAGAUACAGGUCCUAGCUAAAAUACAGGGCAUUUGUGGUUCCUGAUUUCUUUCACUGUUUGCAAUAUAGGCUAUGUUUUUGACUGUGAGCAAUAUCUGUUUGUGAAUCAAAUGUCCUUUGUCUUAAGUUGUUCUCUUCCUAUUCUUUAAAUAGAUUCUUGUAUUGUGUCUGUCACAACUGCCAACUAUUGAGUGUCCACCUCUCUUGUCUGUCCACAAACGUUACCCGCCACCGUGUCCACGUCCAAAGCAUAUGACUAGCUGGUUAUGCUGUCCUGUCCUGUUCCUGUGUUUGGUCUGGAGCAUGCCCAGUAGUGUCCCUCUGUGCACAGGCUGUCCCCUUGCAACUGAGCGCCUGUUAGAGCGGCUGUAGCCACAGAGAGGCCCUCUGAAACAGCUAUAAUUGAUGCCUCUGGUUUGCAAGUAGCUGUGACUCCUGACAGAAAGUCAGGAACAGUUCCCAAGAGUCUGUUUUUGCUGGCAGGGCCGUGAGAGCCGACUCCGAGGACUCAACUGAGGCAUGUUUUCAAAGUGCGGGGGGGAAAAACACCAACUCGGAGCAAAAUAUUUAAGACAGGAGGUUAAAUCUAUCACUAGGUCUUGUAAAAUAUCACUCCCCGACAAGAUUUAUAGGAGUUCAAUAGCAGUGCUUCUCUUUUAUUGGCGUCUGAAAUAAUGUGAUGUAGAGGCUCCAUUGUAUAAUUUGUUACAGAAUGCCUGAGUGAUCAUAUAUAUAUAUAUAUAUAUAUAUAUAUAUAUAUAUAUAUAUAUAUUAUAUAUAUAUAUAUAUAUAUAUUCUGUUUGUUAAAUGGAUGGUUGUCACCACCCGGGAAACUACAACAGUUAUUUAGUAUGUCGUCAAACUGCAGGAUGGAGUCAGGUGUCUAUCUAGUGUUUUGCAUGAGGUUUUUGCUACUGUCUGUGAGUGAAGCAACUUAGCGAAUAUGUCUGGACACGUACUGACGGGCUCUGCAGCUCAGUAUUGGUUGGGGUCAAUUCCAUUUUCAAGUCAUUAAUCCAAUUCAUGAAUGCAAAAAUUGUCAUAGAAAGUGACAGGACAUUUGACAUCUGAUUUUUCAAUUCAAUGACCCUGCCAACUUUGAAGUCUGUCUGUUUCUGUGCCCUCCGGCAGCUCCAGGACAAGUUGGCCAUGAGGGAGAAGGAGUUAGAGAGCAGGCUGGUGGACGCUGAGCUGAUGGAGACUCAACUGGAUGCCCAGGCCUGUGAGAAGGCUGGAGGUACAGUAUGGAGGGGAGAGAGGACAAACCCUGGGCCUGUGAGAAGGCUGGAGGUACAGUAUGGAGGGGAGAGAGGACAAACCCAGGGCCUGGUGAGAAAGAUGGAGGUACAGUAUGGAGGGGGAGAGAGGACAAACCCUGGGCCUGUGAGAAGGCUGGAGGUACAGUAUGGAGGGGAGAGAGGACAAACCCUGGGGCCUGUGAGAAAGCUGGAGGUACAGUAUGGAGGGGAGAGAGGGACAAACCUGGGCCUGUGAGGAAAGCUGGAGGUACAGUAUGGAGGGGAGAGAGGAAAACCCCGGGCCUGGGGAGAGAGGACAAACCCCGGGCCUGUGAGAAGGCUGGAGGUUACAGUAUGGAGGGGAGAGAGGACAAACCCCGGGCCUGUGAGAAGGCUGGAGGUACAGUAUGGAGGGGAGAGAGGACAAACCCUGGGCCUGUGAGAAGGCUGGAGGUACAGUAUGGAGGGGAGAGAGGACAAACCCUGGGCCUGUGAGAAGGCUGGAGGUACAGUAUGGAGGGGAGAGAGGACAAACCCUGGGCCUGUGAGAAGGCUGGAGGUACAGUAUGGAGGGGAGAGAGGACAAACCCUGGGCCUGUGAGAAGGCUGGAGGUAGGAUGGAGGGCGGAGAGGCUAGGGGAGAGAGGACAAACCCUGGGCCUGUGAGAAAGCUGGAGGUACAGUAUGGAGGGGAGAGAGGACAAACCCUGGGCCUGUGAGAAAGCUGGAGGUACAGUAUGGAGGGGAGAGAGGACAAACCCCGGGCCUGUGAGAAGGCUGGAGGUACAGUAUGGAGGGGAGAGAGAACAAACCCCGGGCCUGUGAGAAGGCUGGAGGUACAGUAUGGAGGGGAGAGAGGACAAACCCCGGGCCUGUGAGAAGGCUGGAGGUAGGAUGGGUCAGACAGUACAGUACAGACAGUACAAUACAGUGAGGAUAAUAACAUCUCAAAUAAAGCCUAUUAUCUGACCAGUUGUAAUUUUUCUGUGCUAUAAUGUAAAGUGAUACCACAUAGGAUUUUCAAGAUGGUCUAAAGGCAAGCAAUGUCUACAAGAUGAAGCUAGAAUGUAGAUAUCCUCAGACAUUUUAUCCCUGAUGAACUUUGGUAUAAAAAAACUGAGAUGUCAAGUGUGGCAAACAAUUAUCAAUUUGUUUUACAUGCAACUUGAGUAUCAAAACGAAUAGUAACUUACUGAUCGUAUUUGUUAAUGUAAUUUAACCGCUCCCAACCUUCACUGAACAAAUAUUUGAAUUUAGCUGAGCAAAUCACUUAUUUUCUUUACUAUAGCUUUUCUUUUUAGGUGAGAGCCCUCUCAACCCAUCUAAUAAUUAAAGAAAAUACAGUAUAUCGAACUGCACAAUUAGCAGCUCCAAUUGUACGUUUAAUAAAUUUAAAGUGCGUGUCGUGUAGCCUAUUUGCCGUCCUCGUAUGAAUAUGAUUUGCAUGGCUCAGGGAGGCGAUGUUUAAUGAGCAAAUUCCAGCUAAAAUGCUAUAUUGAUUUUCUUACUGAACUUUGUAAUGGCUUACAGCGAGGCUCACUGUUUAUCAUUAAGCCAUCUCUGAGAGAGUAGAGGAAUUAGCUGUUGAUGGAUCUCAGGGGCUCUUUCGUAGUGGGAUUAACAAAGGGAUCUGAAGACAGUGGUAAUCCCAAAAUCUGCUGGUUUUAAGGCAGCCGGCAUACAGUGCAGGAAUUUCGGAUCCCGGGUCAGGUGUAAGCUGAAGGGAAAUCUCUCCCUGCCAGGCUACAGAGUCUGUAUCAAUAAGAAAAGUUUUCCCUCCAUGAGUGGGACAGACAGAAUUACAUAAAAGUAAUCAUAAAAGCACUCAUGGAUGGACUAUUUUUCUUUUUGUCUAACUCAGUAUGUGGUCAUCAUAACUCAAACUCAAUUUGGCAACACAUUAGACAAAUAAUUUCACAGCUCACUCUCACUAAAACAUGUCCAGUUUUCAGACAUUAGAAGAACACAAUGUUUUUGGCUCGAAAAGGUUUGUUCAACCUUGUUUAUCAAAUCCAAUGUCUUGAGUUAGGGUUAAGGACCGGCCAAUCUCUUAACCAUUGUGAGAUGAUGAGUACUUGCUAAUGUUGUGACAAAAUGUACACCAACUGCCUGUCUCUGAGGUACAGUAUCACUGUGUCUUUAUUGCUUGGGGCAACUAUAUGUCCAACCUCUGUGGAGACCUGCACCAGUUCACUUCCCCACCAAAUGAGUUUGACUGGAGUUAAUACCAGUGCCACAGUGUUUCAGUGGCAAUAACCUCCUUCCACAGGGAGCUUAUCAUUGUUAUUGAGCAGUAAAUGAUGGUCAGAAACUAAGAACAAUGCUUCCUCUCUCUUUAUAUCUAUCUCUCUUUCUCUUUCCCUCUCUCUCUUUUACAAUUUCUUUAUUUUUUCUAUUUCCAUUAAUAUUCCUGUCUCUUUCUCUCUGUCCCCUCUCUCUCUCUCUCUUUCUCUGUCUCUCUGUCUCUCUCCUUCAGCCCUAGUGGAGGAGAUCUACCAGGCUCAGAAGGAUAGGGACCAGGCAGUGAUGGCCCGGCUUCGUCUGGCAAACGAGGAGAGGGACGAGGCCCUGCUCAGGGCCAAGCACCUGCAGCAGGCGGUGGCUGAGUAUGUGCUAAAGCACCGCAACACACCACAACAUAGUAAACAACAACACACCACAACAUAGUAAACAACAACACACCACAACAUAGUAAACAACAACACAUCACAACAUAGUAAACAACAACACACCACAACAUAGUAAACAACAACACACCACAACAUAGUGAACAACAACACACCACAACAUAGUAAACAACAACACACCACAACAUAGUAAACAACAACACACCACAACAUAGUAAACAACAACACACCACAACAUAGUAAACAACAACACACCACAACAUAGUAAACAACAACACACCACAGAGCAGGGUUGGGGUCCAUUCCAUGACAAUUCAGGAUAUAAACUGAAAUUCAAUUUCCAAGUUUCCUAAUUUUCUCAACCCUGGCACAUAGACCCAUUCUGCUUAACUAACUCACCUCUCCCUCAUCUUCUCUGUCGGAAUCCAUUUUAAUUCAGUCAAUUCAGAGUGUAACUUACAUUUCAAGGAACAUUUGAAUUUUGAUUUCCUGAAAUGAAUCAAUGGGAAAUGGUGUUGUUGACCCCCAACCCUACCACACAGGGCCACUCUGAUCAGCUAAGACACCUGUCUCCCUCCCUCCUCUGUCCUUCACAACACCAGCAGUACAGAGAGAAGUUGGGAAAUAAAUUGGAGAAGGCGGUCAAUGAGAUAAUAGUGAAAAGCAUUCGAUUUUCUCUCUCUCUCUCUCUCUCUCUCUCUCUCUGUCUCUCUACUGUCUCUCUCUCCUCUCUCUCUCUCUCUCUCUCUCUCUCUCUCUCUCUCUCUCUCUCUCUCUCUCUCUCUCUCUCUCUCUCUCUCUCUCUCUCUCUCUCUCUGUCUCUCUUCUCUCUCUGCUAAACUCUUUGUUAUUUCCUCACUCCCCCAUUUUCUUCUUCUUCCUAUGGAAGUGGUGACGGAGGAUUUACUGACCGCUAUAAUGGGUCAGUUUGUUUACUUGCCGUUGCUUAGACGAACUCCGCGUUGUGCUUCAGGCUGGUCGACAAGGUGAAUUAAUGGAAUGGGGGAGGGGGGAUGCAAUAUCGACUGGUUUGGAAAUAUAUCGGAGGGGUGUGACAUUUCAUAAGAGUCCCCUCGCCCUCCGUGCGAGGUUGUCAGUCAAGAGUUGCACUGUAUAGGAAAUCAAUCAAGUCCUUCAGACCAGCAGAUCUUUACCAGCCUGUCUGAAGAGGGCUAAUUAAUGUGAUAUUUUUUUUGUUUAGGUGGUUGUUCGUCUGUACUUAGGUAGCAGGACCUUUCCAAUUAAAGCUGCAUUGUCCACUAGGAAAGGGUGUAGGCAGGCAGGCAUUAUUAGCUGGUGCAGUUUAGAAGUAAUUACAUUUCUACUUAAGGGAAUAUAUAACUUUCUGUCGGAAGCAAAUCUAUAUUUCAAUAAGCCUUGGUAUGCUGGUUGGUGUGAGAUCCACUUGAAAAAAAUUAUUGGGAUUUGCACAAAACCCAUUGUUGUUGUUUAAAAAAAAUAUCCAAUGCAUUGUUUACUAUAAAACAGUUGUCAAACACAUUUUUAUCUCCUAACACAUUUAUUUGAUAUUGCCUUUUAUUUGAAUUAUUUAAAUGAUUUAAAUUGGCUGGACUUGGUUGGCAUGAAGCACAUUCAGUUAGCCUAAUAUUAUGCCAAAUAGCCUGGCAAUCUAAUUAGAAAAACAUCCCAUUUCAUCUCUUCAUGCUUUUCAGCGGCGUCUCCCAGCCUUCCUCUUAGAAAGAAAAGGUAAUUGAUAGCCAAGCACAAUCCCAUUAUAGCUGGAAUAUGGAAAAGCAUGUUCUAAACCUUUAUAUUCCCUGGCAGGUCAGUGGCAGGCCCAGUAUGAUUGAGUAUGUACCUUUAUAAUGGGAGGUGAUCCAUAUAAUGCCUUUGUAAAUGAGCUGAAUAAUUUUUGUUUUUUUCCCAGAGAGGAGAGGACCGACUGAUUGGCUUGCUGGGGGAAAUCACAUUGGCACUUUAAAGGUGCAAUCAGCAUUCUGUUCUCAGCAAGCGUUCUCCCCGCCACUGUUUCAGUGAAAAGCCGAGGGAUGGGGCUGGUUAAAUUUUACCACUAUCAAAUUCCUAUGGGCCCUUUUCAAAAGUAGUGCACUAUAAAGGGAAUAGGGUGCCAUUUGGGACGCAGACAGGGAGAGGUGCCUCGACAGGUAGAUGUUGAAACGGGGUGCAAAGAGCCAUGUCCUGUCCUGAUUUAAGCCAGAGGAAAGCUGGUGUUAUUGAUAUGCUAAAUGAGUUUUCUUGUUGAAUUGUAUUUUGAUUAAUACAAUUUUUUUGUAAAUCGCUUCAGUCUCAAUUUAUAAAAAACUAAAACAUUUAACAAGCAAUAUCAUUUUAUUGUUGUUUCCCACUGGUUUAGUUCUGGUUGUUAGCUAGAAAAACAUUCUGAUGAAGGUAGAUUGAGACCAGUGUGCUGGAGUUUUUCUUCUUUUUGAUUGUUAGCAAAAAAAAUUACUGAGUGUUUGAGGUGGUCCAUAAAUCUCCUGACACACUGCUGUAAUUACAGUAAUAUUUUCCCUGUAUAGGUGUUCAAUACUGCAAACCUACAAAUGAUUCAACCCCUCAUCUCAGCACAUAUGAACAAUUGAUCCCAGGAGUCAUAUAUAGCAGUAAACAUGAAUGUACGAGGGAAUAAUGGCUGGGGUCUGCUGGCACCUUUCAUAUGUUGGGGGUGUCUUUUGUUCUGAUCACCGACUCUGAAAACCAACAGAACGCAAUAAUUAGAUGUGAGGAAGAUUUGGGAAGUGAUCUCAUUUUGCCGCACUAAGGAAAGGAAACUCUCUCUCCUCUUUCUCUCCCCCUCUCUCUCUGUCAUCUCUCCCCCUUUCUCUCUCUAUGUCUCUCUCUCUCUCUCUCUUCCCCCUCUUCUCAGCCUGGAGAAUAUUAACCCUGAGGAAAGUGAUGCGGUAAGACCUCCCCUUAGGAGCUCAUGUGGGCUCAUUUUUCUCACCAGAAUGUCCUCAAUAAAAAGGUAUCAGGAAACAAAGGACAGCUAAGCACAUUUCAGCGCUAUGAUAUUGUUAUUUUAGGAUGUUAUGUUAACAUCUCCUUAAAAAAAUAUAUUGACAAUAAAUAUAUUGUUAUUAUUGGCUUAUGAAGGUUUGACAUUUUUAACAUGAAUUCAGAUAUAUCCUACAUGUGCACAAACCUAUGCACCACUUCUGAGAACUGAUCUUUUUGCACCUGUAGCAUCUGCAUAUUAUUAUUAUUUUUGUUUGUUUUGUGUGUUUUUUUCAUAUUGGUCAGUUGUCGUUGUUGUUGAAUUAGGAACGCUAUCUGUGUGUGUGUUACACACACGUGUGUGUGUCGUGUGUGUUGCACCUGCGUGUUGUAUGUGUGUGUGUGUUAGGACCUUGAGGAGCUGCUGAACAGGGUGAACAGUGCAGAUUCAGCGCUGGGUAUUGAGCGCAGCGGGGUGGUGAUCGUGGACCGGCUGCAGAAGGCCCGGGAGAGGAGGAGGAAGAUUACAGCAGAGGAGAUGAACGCUGUUAUAGAGGAGAGAGAGACAGCACUGGCCAGGGUGGGUCUGAACGACACUACACACAAAUUACACACACUUACAAACACAGUCGUUAUACAUUUACAUUUUAGACAUUUAGCAGACGCUCUUAUCCAGAGCGACUUACAGUUAGUGAAUACAUAUUUUUUUAUACUGGCCCCCCGUGGGAAUCAAACCCACAACCCUGGCGUUGCAAACGCCAUGCUCUAUCAACUGAGCUACAUCCCUGCCGGCCAUUCCCUCCCCUACCCUGGACGACGCUGGGCCAAUUGUGCGCCGCCCAUGAGUCUCCCGGUCGCGGCCGGCUGCGACAGAGCCUGGAUUCGAACCAGGAUCUCUAGUGGCACAGUUAGCACUGCGAUGCAGUGCAUUAGACCACUGUGCCACUCAGGAGAGUUAUAGAGGAGAGAGACCUGUCUACCUUUCAUUGUGUCAAUGUUUAAGAAAUCCACUAUACUGUCUCUCCUCUGAAUACUGCAAAAAGCUGAUAUCUUCAACAAUAUUGACAUCUCCUCCCAUUUUCUCAAUUUUAAAAGGCCCUUUGAUUGGAAGUCUAUUUUGCCAACACACACUGACACACAUAGGCAAACACGGCUCACCCAACUAGUUCACAUGUACACGAGGCAAGCAAUCUCUUCCCCCUCUCAAACAGACACACACGCAGGGGUUUUGUCUGAUGUUAUCUGUUUGAUUUAGUAAAACCAACUACUUGAUUCGCAUUUGAGGUUAUGGUAGUGUAACCUCCAAAUAUUUGAUACAUCAAUCUUACGUGAAUAUUUUCAACGAUUUUAAAACAAACAAGCAGUCUGACAAAUAUUGACAUCCAGAUAUUAUACCUCAACAUCGGUAUUUGCUUGGAUAUCUGUGAUGGUUAUAUAUAGACUAGACCUCUCAUGUAGUUAUUCAGUGUCCUGUUUUACAACUGGGUUUGUUUGAGGAGAGUUAUGCAGACAGGCCACCUUCUUGUGCCAAUGUGCAAACCAAGUAAACAAGGCUUAAUAAAAUUGGAACGUGUCACAGCCCCACAGUAUUACUGUUGACCAAAUCACCAGAGAAAUCCCAAAAUUAUUGUUUAGGGCAGGGGUUCCAAACUUUUUCACUCAGGCCCCCUUUCUGGCAUUGGGGAACACCCCCCCCCCCCCCAAGCACUGUUCAUGACACAAACUGUUCACACCGCUCUUGUUGGCUGAGAGAAAAUGUUGCAGGUUUAAAGCAUAUGUCCUGCAAUUCUACACAUUUUGUCACAGGUUACAGAGAACAUUUUGCGAUUUUAAAGCUAAUUUCCUGCAAUUCGACACAUUUUCCCAUGUCUUAUGUGUGUUCAUGUGUUAUUUGAGUGACUCAAACAUUACAACAAAAAAUGAGCAAAUUUUUUUUUUUGCUGACAUGGGCUAGUUGAUCUGGACAUUUCUGCCAAGUUAUAAAUAGCUCUCUAAAGUAUGCAAUGACUGACAUGACAAGAGGAAAAGCUGAUGAUGCACUACCCAAUUUUGAAAUUGCACCUUAGAGAGCUAUUUAUAUUGUGUUCAAGAGUAAGUUGAAAGCCGGACUUCCUUCAAAAAUCUAGCAGAAAUCACCAUGUCAGAGCCUCGCUCGUCUCUAGGAUGGUGUGGUAAGAAUGUCAAUCAUAGCCCAGAGUUUUCAGCAGGAUACUACUGUGCAGGGAGUCAUACGGUCAUGCAUUCAUCUGGGUGGGUGGUCGCAGACAGAGCUACCAACUGUUUCUAGCUGGAGUUUGACAUUUUUCUCUGUAGCCUGGAUUUACCAGGCAUAUUUAUGAUUGGGAUGCUUCUUUUCUGCUUCCCUCUCUGUGGGUGAGCUGCAUGGAUCUCUGUCCCGUUCAGCCCGACGCCGAGGCAUUAAAAGGCAGGCAUCAGACGUGUGGAGAAGAAAGGCCUCCACAACUCCACUAUGCCUGCGUCCUAAAUGGCGCCCUAUUUUCCUAAAUAGUGCACUACUUUUGACUAGGGCCCAUAGGGCUCUGGUCAAAAGUAGUCCAUGAUAUAGGGAAUAGGGUGCCAUUUGGGACUAACCCUAUACGUAGACUGAACAGAUUCAGCUUCAUGGAGGUCACGCUACUCCAACUGGUCUAGAGCUAGUCUAGUUUCACAUGGCUGUUUGAGAUGAUGUUUCAGUUAAAACUUUAAACAGGAUCUCUAAUGGGUCAAUUUUUGUCACUGGGAGGUGUAUAAAUGUGUAAUAAAAGGGUUAUUUACAGUAACUUUUCUAGUAAUGCCAGGUUAGCUGUAUUGGUCCAACUUAGCUACUGUCGUACGUUUCAGUCAUAUAAUUAGAAUAUGGUUUCAGUAUUGUUUCACUGUGUUCUGAGACUCAGUAACAGAAGAACCACAGAACUAGAAUGAAUAGGACAGGCGUCCCUAUUCAAGUCAAUGACGCCAUAAUUGGUGGACUGGCAGCCUCAUUCUAUUUCUAUGAAAAGAACACUUGUGUCCUCUCCUGCUCAUUUGUCAUCAUUGGUUCAGUCUCUUCUCUCCUCUCUCAUCCACCUAUCUUAGUUAUCUUGUCCCAGGUGUUCACCAAGCCAUUUUAUGAGGCUUUUUUUUUACAAUGCCUAAAUCAAAGACUGUAUGUGGACUUUGGGGUCACUUCCCUUUGUUCAAAAUACAAGAUGGUGCAAUCAAGUUCUUCAACAUAUGAGAGCCUAAAUCUGAUUUGAAAAUGUGUUGAUUCUCCAGAUUUGUACACAUAUACAGCAUAUGUGCUAUAUUACUAAAAUCUAGUAAUCAACUGACCAAUGCAACGACUCAAGUUCAUAGAAGCCAGUCAAUGAAUUUGAGGUUGAGUCAAGUUUUCAGGUUGUCAAUGAGGGAGAUGUCGCCAGUCUUCUUAGUGCCUCUGACUUUAACACAAGGCUGAGUGGGAGCAACCAGCAGAGCUCAACCCUAGACUACAACCAUAUCUCCACAAAACCCCAGGCUAACAUCACAUUCACAUCUCCUGGAAAAAUAUUGCCCCUGCUUUUUGUGGAGGGCAAUAAAAUCCUCUUUGGAGCAAUUUUAAAAGUAUGUUACAAAUGCCUGUUCCUAAUCCCUGUGAGGCGGAGACGGGUCUCCACACUCUAUCCUGAAGGAUUUCUCCGUCCCCUGCCGCUCUUUCUAUCCCACUCUUCAUCUCGAAGGGAUUAGCCCACUGCGACUACCAGAGGGCCGCUACAUCCACCAGCCUGCUGGAAUAUGAAAAGCUGGAUAAGUGUAGGGAGGAGGGAGGAACAGCAAUACAUCUAUUCUACACCCGCACUUCUUCUUUUCUCUCUAUAAAGUGAAUGCAACAAUACAAAGGUUAUUAAUUUGUUAGGUACCUGGCAGUAUGGUUACUUUAGUGAAUAUUAUAAACUGGUGGUUCGAGCCCUGAAUGCUGAUUGUCUGAAAGGCGUGGUAUAUCAGACUGUAUACCAUGGGUAUGACAAAACAUUUAUUUUUACUGCUCUAAUUACGUUGGUAACCAGUUUGUAAUAGCGAUCAGGCACCUCGGGGGUUUGUGAUAUAUGGCCAAUAUACCACGGCUAAGGGAUGUGUCCAGGUACUCCGCGUUGCGUCGUGCGUAAGAACAGCCCUUAGCCAUGUUAUACAGUGCCUUCGGAAAGUAUUCAGACCCCUUGACUUUUUCCACAUUUUGUUACAUUAUAGCCUUAUUCUAAAAUUGAUUAAAUCGUUUUUUCCCCUCAUCAAUCUACACACAAUCCCCAUAAUGACAAAGCAAAAAUAGGUUUUUAUAAAAUGUUGCUAAUUUAUUUAAAAAAAUAUAUAUAUAUAUCUCACAUUUACAUAAGUAUUCAGACCCUUUACUCAGUACUUUGUUGAAGCACCUUUGGCAGGGAUUACAGCAUCGAGUCUUCUUGGGUAUGACGCUACAAGCUUGGCACACCUGUAUUUGGGGAGUUUCUCCCAUUCUUCUCUGCAGAUCCUCUCAAGCUCUGUCAGGUUGGAUGGGGAGCGUUGCUGCACAGCUAUUUUCAGGUCUCUCCAGAGAUGUUCGAUUGGGUUCAAGUCCGGGCUCUGGCUGGGCCACUCAAGGACCUUCAGAGACUUGUCCCGAAGCCACUCCUGCGUUGUCUUGGCUGUGUGCUUAGGGUCAUUGUCCUGUUGGAAGAUGAACCUUCGCCCCAUUCUGAGGUCCUGAGCACUCUGGAGCAAGUUUUCAUCAAGGAUCUCUCUGUACUUUCCUCCGUUAAUCUUUUCCUCGAUCCUGACUAGUCUCCCAGUCCCUGCCGCUGAUAAUCAUCCCCACAGCAUGAUGCUGCCACCACCAUGCUUCACCCUAGGGAUGGUGCCAGGUUUCCUCCAGAUGUGAUGCUUGGCAUUCAGGCAAGGAGUUCAAUCUUGGUUUCAUCAGACCAGAGAAUCUUGUUUCUCAUCGUCUGAGAGUCUUUAGGUGCCUUUUGGCAAACUCCAAGCGGGCUGUCAUAUGCCUUUUACUGAGGCGUGGCUUCUGUCUGGCCACUCUACCAUAAAGGCCUAAUUGGUAGUGUGCUGCAGAGAUGGUUGUCCUUCUGGAAGGUUCUCCCAUCUCCACAGAGGAACUCUAGAGCUCUGUCAGAGUGAUCAUCGGGUUCUUGGUCACCUCCCUGACCAAGGCCCUUCUCCCCCGAUUGCUCAGUUUGGCCGGGCAGCCAGCUCUAGGAAGAGUCUUGGUGGUUCCAAACUCCUUCCAUUUAAGAAUGAUGUCGGCCACUGUGUUCUUGGGGACCUUCAAUGCUGCAGAAAUGUUUUGGUACCCUUCCCCAGAUCUGUGUCUCGGAGCUCUAUGGACAAUUUUCUUUGACCUCAUGUCUUGGUUUCUGCUCUGACAUGCACUGUCAACUGUGGGACCUUAUAUAGACAGGUGUGUGCCUCUCCAAAUCAUGUCCAAACAAUUGAAUUUACCACCGGUGGACUCCAAUCAAGUUGAAUGAUGAGCCUCUGAUUUGAUUGACCGUGUGAUGCACGUGUGUUUUCAGACAUAAUGCGCCGAACAUAUGUAACGCUAGGUAAUCCGUGUCUGCUCCGUGCUCCAUGUGUUCCACGGGUGAUAUGUUUGGGUGCCGUACUGUAGACCCAGGAGUGGCCUUCCUAGCCUGCCUGUCUGUGAAGAGUAGAGAGGUGCGCUCCUGCUCUCUGUGUUCUGAUUUAAAUACGUUUAGUCCAAAACAUCUGUUGCCUGUAAGCCAUAACUCAUCCUGACACUAAAGAGAAGCUUUGUGUUUUGUCUGGACCAGGGAACUAUUAUUCCAGACGGCAGAGGAAGAGGAUGGGGGGACGAGAGCAGAGAGCGGGGCUCCUAGGCUGCGCCCGCCUGCUCUUGUUUGCAGGAGGACUUUGGGGUUUUUAGGCAGCUGGAUGUUGAAACAUUGCGACUUGUCAGGGAGAGAGGGAUGGUUUACAUUCCUGGUAACUGUCCUUUAGUCUUAGAAUGUGCACAUGGAGAAGAGCACAUAUGGACUGGUAUAAAACAACUCUGGCUUACAAUAAUACUGAGACGUUCUGACUGAGCCGCGGUCUGUGCCACAGUCUGGGUGUUUAUACUGUCUGUCUAUCUGUCUGUCUGUCAGUGUAGUCUACAGUGCCUGUGGAAAAAAGCAGGGGAACUGCUGACAUCAGUGUAGAUAACAAUCACAUAGUAUGUAGUAAUUCAUGUUGUGUUUAUGGUAUUGAAAAACAUAACAUUUGAUAAUUAUUUUUAAAUACUUUUAUGAAAGCGUCAGUGUCAUCAAAGUAUUGCAUGUUAUUAAUUCAUUAAAUAAUGUAUUUAUAAAUGCUGGAGAAUAAAGGUCAACAGAUAUACAUUUGAAAACAAGGCAUCUCUGUGAUCUUUUCAAACGGUUGUAACAGUUCGGUUUGGCCUAUAAAUUCUCCAUUUCCCUUUGUCCGUAACAGAGAGCUACUGGUGGGAAAGACUGGCUGAAGCAUGCAUACAUUUAACUCUGCCUGCCUGGUAUGCCGAGGCUUUCACUGCACUGCGAAGGGUGAAUUCCCUACUAAUAUAUUUCAAGUGAUUAUUUCCCCUUCUCUUCCUCUGGCUCUUCUUCCACAGUGCAAGCGGCUGGAGCAGGAUCUCCUACAGACGAGAGAGCAGAGCCAGACUUCAGCCAACAACUUGAGACAGCUGACUGCCGAAAACAAUCAAGAGCGUUCUCGGAAGGUAAAUCUACACCCCCCCCCUUCGCCCCUCUCGCCAAAGAAUCCUUGCAAAUUAAGGCUUCGUGCAGCACAGGUUAUCCUUCACUAGGGUCGCGUUCCAAAUGGCACCCUUUUCCCUAUAUGGUGCACUACAAAAGUAGUGCACUAUAAAGGGAAUAGGGUGCCAUUUGGGCCUAGCAGUCUGUACAUGAAUACAUGGGGUGUGUACAUUACUGUGCCCAGCUCAGUGCUGCUGUUUGCCAACAACUCCGUCUUUAAAUAUGGCCUCCCCCACCCCUACUACAGUAUGCUGGGGUCUUAUUUAGAUACCAACCCCUAAACCAAAACCAGCCCUGCCCCCACACACCACAUUUCCAUUUUUAUUUUCCUCACAGGUAAAAUUGUAUUGUUUAUUCAACCACUCACUGUUUGCUUGUUUUGGCCCUUAUUUGGCCUGGUGAUCUAAAGCAAUAGAGCUGUUGGUUGGGUGAUCCAACCACAUAUUUGAUGGGAUUUAGAAUGACAUCAUCAACAAGGGCUGGGGACAUAAUGUCACACACACACCAACACACACACGUGUCCCCUCCAGUGAGGUACAGGGUAAACACAAGACUAUUUGAUUUCUUCCAUUUAUCUGAUGACGCAGUGCCCCUAUGCUUAAUGCAGAGCGAGUGAGCUGUAAACAUGCUCAUUAGAUAGGGCUAGCUAGGUAAACGGUGUCACCCCACCGAUGAGCCUGAAGUAGCAAGGUUGCCUGAGAGGUCACAUGAUGGUCCCAUUGAGAAAAGGAUUGUCAGAGUAUACAGUAGAUUACGCUGCUAUUUGUUUGCAGUCAGGCCUAUUCUGGCUAGUGCUUGCCUUGCUUGCUUGCUACUGCGCUGUGUGUAGUCAUUCACUGCUCUCCUCUCCUUGUCCUUUGGCUGACUGAGCUCUCGAGUCACCACCAAUUGGAAUUGAUAGAAAAAGCAAUAUACCACAGAAUUACCACAUAGCUAGCUCCCUUAUUGUUGACUCUGACCUAUUCCAACAUCUACAUUUUAUACAUCAUAUUCUCAUAAACAUUUGCUUUAGAAUUUUCAGAUGACUACUCUCUCUGGGUGUGAUUGCAACAUUUUGAAUCCUAUAUUUCACUAAUAGAAUUCAUGAUCAUGAAAAUCUCGGCAACAUUUUUAGGCGAGAAUGGUGAAACGGACACACCAGAUGUUUGUUGAUGAAAACAAUGAACAUGUUUGUGACUAGGAAUAUUGUGGUCGUUUAUUUAUUUCAGAUGACUAUGAUGAUUUCUUCUGCUUCAACUCAACUAUGAGAACCUCUGUCCAGUCUUCUUCUGUUCUUUCUUAAGGCUGCUUGCUGCCAGUAUUUGUACUCUUCUUCUUUAUUUCUUAGAAGGUUUCUCCAAUCUCCACUGAUGGCUUAUUAAGAAAUAUAUUACAUUUUGUUAUUAAUGUAGCACUUGGUUUUUCUAUAAAUCCCCUUAAUUAUAGAUUGGCUCCUGGGAUUACAGAGCAGGGUUUUUAAUUUAAAAUGAAACGGGAACAGCUGUCGUAAAAUUAGUCAACAGUGCCGGGAACAGAUCCACAAAACAAUUUAAAAACUCACAGAUCUUUGAUUCAUCAAUUGACAUUUUACUUUAAAGAAACCAGCUAAGAGAAAAUGACUUUUAAAAUGAUUUAAAAAUAGAAUGGUCGGUGUCAGAAAGUCUUCUGCUGAAAUCCAUCUUGACGUGCAGAAAAUGUACUCAUUUUAAAUCUAUAUUUUCUAUAACUGCAUGAAAUGACUCUCUGAAUACUCAUAACCUUACUGGUUUAUGUUCUAAAGAAUUAUAGAAACAGGGACAGGGAACAUGGCCAACCCAACAUUCCCAAUUUGUUAACAUUUUAAGAUCCCCAGACUUGCAUUUGAUCAUGACACCAAAUCCUUCCCUAUCAUGACUAAGUAAUGUCAAGUAGAAGUGUUGUGGAGGAGCAGGCUGAAUCUGAGCUGCUAGGGCUAGAGGAGGAAGCAGUCGUAAUGAUUAACUGCAUUGGCAAGGCGGGGAGAGGAGAGGAGCAUUGCGGUGCGAUCAUUCUGGGCUGUCAGUGCUUGAAAGAAAAGCUGGUGUGCAAACACAGGUGGUUCAGGGCUAGGGCAGCCACUACAACAGACCUCUUGAAAUGACCUGAGCAUUGAGAGCAAUGAGAACCCCUCAACCCCGGCCCUCUCCUCUCCACCCCUGCCAUUUCAGAGGGCCCUAAAGUCACAGACAUCUACUCCGCUCAAGACCACACACACACACUCUCUCACACACACAGAGAUUUAGGACCCACUUACAGAGCGUCCUUGAGAAGACUGAAGAACUUGUUCUCUCACAGGCACUCACAGACGAAAACAUGAUUUUUCUGUUUUUUAUAUACAUUUCCAUCCACACUGAGGUUGGAAUAAUACUGUGAAAUUGUGAAAAUGAUAAUGCCCUCUUAGUGUAAGUUUGAAAAGACCGCCUGAGAUUUCAGCCUGUUUUGGUGGGAUGGUGUUUUGGCCUGCCUGGUGACAUCACUAUGCUGUACAUUAUCAAAUUUGAUUUGAUUUUUGAUUUGAAUUAGUUAAUAGACCAAUAAGAAAGAGACCAAAGCUCUCUGCCAAUAACAGCUCGUUUUCAGUUUUCCCCUCCCCACUCAGACCACUCCCAGACAGUCCUAGCUAAAUUCUUGCUUGGGAAAUUGCUCUUUCUUUUUCUUUUUGACUGUUUUAAUUGAAAACAAUCACAGUAAGGUACUUAAUUGUUACCCAGAAAUGAUUUGAUAUUGAGAUAAAAACAGCUGCAUUGGACCUUUUAAAAACUUAAAAUAAGAUCUGAUACCCACAGCUUGAUACUACUGUUUGUUGAAGACAUUAUCAUGAAAGCACAGUCAUCAUAGACUUGCUCAUUAACUAGCCCUCAGUUUAAUGUGAAUGCAGGUACAUUACUUGUUGCUGGGGUCUAGUGUGUCAAGGGCUUAGUUGCCAGGUGUUGUCUCUGGCUGUCACUAUCUCUUUGAUUGAUGACCAUUAACAUUAACAGGUGAUUCAGACUGGAGGAGGAAAGGCAGUACAAUUUGACCCUAGUUUAAAUUCAAUUAUUCUAAUGAAAUGGUCACUACAGAUGAAUAAGGAGAAUGUUGAGAACAUAGUCCAGAAUAAAACGUCAAUAUACAUAUACAGUACCCAAAAAAAAUGUGGACACCUACUCAUUCCAGGGUUUUUCUUUAUUUGUACUAUUUUCUACAUUGUAGAAUAAUCAUGAAGACAUCAAAACUAUGAAAUACCACAUAUGGAAUCAUGUAGUAACCAAAAAAGUGUUAAACAAAUUAAAAUAUAUGUUAUAUUUGAGAUAAGCAAAGAGAAACGACAGUCCAUCAUUACUUUAAGACAUGAAGGUCAGUCAAUCCAGAACAUUUCAAGAACAUUGAAAGUUUCUUCAAGUGCAGUCACAAAAACCAUCAAGUGCUAUAAUGAAACUGGCUCUCAUGGAGACCGCCACAGGAAAGGAAGACCCAGAGUUACCUCUGCUGCAGAGGAUAAGUUCAUUAGAGUUACCAGCCUCAGAAAUUGCAGCCCAAAUAAAUGCUUCACAGAGUUCAAGUAACAGAUGCAUCUCAACAUCAACUGUUCAGAGGAGACUUCGUGAAUCAGGCCUUCAUGGUCGAAUUGCUGCAAAGAAAGCACUAUUACAGGACACCAAUAAUAAGAAGAGACUUGCUUGGGCCAAGAAACACGAGCAAUGGACAUUAGACCGGUGGAAAUCUGUCCUUUGGUCUGAUGAGUCCAAAUGUGAGAUUUUCGGUUCCAACCGCCGUGUCUUUGUGAGACGCAGAGUAGGUGAACGGAUGAUCUCUGCAUGUGUUGUUCCCACCGUGGAUCAUGGAGGAGGAGGUGUGAUGGUGUGGGGGUGCUUUGCUGGUGACACUGUCAGUGAUUUAUUUAGAAUUCAAGGCACACUUAACCAGCUUUGCUUCCACAGCAUUCUGCAGCGAUACGCCAUCCCAUCUGGUUUGCGCUUAGUGGGACUAUCAUUUGUUUUUCAACAGGACAAUGACCCAAAACACACCUCCAGGCUGUGUAAGGGCUGUUUGACCAAGAAGGAGAGUGACAGAGUGCUGCAUCAGAUGACCUGGCCUCCACAAUCACCCGACCUCAACCCAAUUGAGAUGGUUUGGGAUGAGUUGGACCGCAGAGUGAAGGAAAAGCAGCCAACAAGUGCUCAGCAUAUGUGGGAACUCCUUCAAGACUGUUGGAAAAGCAUUCCAGGUGACUACCUCAUGAAGCUGGUUGAGAGAAUGCCAAGCGUGUGCAAAGCUGUCAUCAAGGCAAAGGGUGGCUAUUUGAAGAAUCUCAAAUAUAAAAUAUAUUUUGAUUUGUUUAACAAUUUUUUGGUUACUACAUGAUUCCAUGUGUUAUUUCAUAUUUUUGAUGUCUUCACUAUUAUUCUACAAUGUAGAAAAUAGUAAAAAUAAAGAAAAACCCUUGAAUGAGUAGGUGUGUCCAAACUUUUGACUGGUACUGUAUAUUAGAUAUUCUAUUUAUAUAUAUCAACAAAGUCCACAUCAGUCAAUAGUUUGUUGUGUGUCAUAACAGAUGCAGCUUUCCAUAGAUUGAUCUUCCCAGUUCCCACCGAGUCAGAAAUGCCAGCCAGUCCCUGCUGCCAAUCUGUUGCACUUUGGCCCCAUCCGCCCCACCACCGGCUGUCUGCCCUGCAACCUCCUGUACUGUACCUCUAAAAGGUCAUGCUAGUUAUUCUCCUUCACAAGCCUGCCUGCCUGCCUUCAUCACAACAGGUUAACCCGCUACUCUGUCAACCUCAUUUGGAUAUUAUUCUAAUGAAUGCUGAUAUAAUACAUAUGAUUAAAAGAACCUGGCUUUGAAGUCAAGCUCUCCUCCCUGUUGGUGAAAAGUACAUAUUGACUUUAGAGGUUGGCCCCUUUUUGAUGUUCUCUUUGACUUGGGAGACCUUGGUGCCAGUAAUUAGAAUGAUGGUUCUGGAGAACCGAGGGGAAGCUGCAUGUACUUAGUCAGGCCAAAGGUGUUUAUAGCAGCAGACCAGACCGCAGCCCAGUGCACAUAUGGUUUCAGCCUCUACAAUCCUUGUCCAAGUCAUAAAAGGCUUAAAAAAGGAGGUGCUUUUGAAUUUUUUUCCCCACGACAUCUUUAUGAUAUUAUUUUUUUUUAAAGGGAGGUACUUUCUGAAUUUGUCCAAUAAGAACACAGAUUUCCCUGUUGUCCAAUCCUCUUCUCCGGUCACAGAUUUAGACAAAACCCCUCCAAGCUCUCUCCCUCUUCCGCUAUCACACAGAAGCUAUAGAUAUUGCGGUCAUUUACAGUAUGGCCCUGCCUGCCUUGUUUAUUUGGACAUCCUCCAUUGUUUCCUCCUCUCCCAGCUGUUGAGACCAUCAAUACAUCUGUUUCAACGGCUGCUAAUUAGCAGGGUCUUUAUUGUGGGCCAGGUUUAACCACAGGGUUGCCCAGGACACUCUCACAAGCACAACCACACAUUCACUCACACACACAAACACUGUUUACCCAGCGUCCCCUGCUCCCACCCACCGCCGCUACCCGGCCCGCCGGCCUCCCUUCCCGGUAGGCCCUCUGAGUAGGUGCUGAGUGGAGAGACAAUAGCAUGAAUGGGAUCCCCUCAGAGCAGCCUCAUUGUGUUGGAUGCUCCCUGUGUGCUGCUGGGCCUGCUGGCGCUCUACAUGCGCUGAAUUUAAACGCAGUUAAAAGACAUACGCUGCUACGCUGCAGACAUGGAUAGUUCUCUGUGUGAGAGGAAUCAUUGAUGUUACGUUUGCAGCCUCGGCCUCAGUAGGAAAACUACUGUGAGAACCUGUAAAGAAGUGAUACUUCAGCUGCAUUUUAACAUGGUUUGGUUUUGACUGAACUACUUUUUCCAGUGUUCAGAAACAGAAUUCAUAAGUGUGUUAACUUUAUUGUCAAAUCAAAAUGUUCAAAAUGCAAGAGCAUUUGUGAAUGUCUUCUUUCACAAAGAGACAGACAUGGAUUAAUAGCAUUGAUUAAACCACCCGAGCACAAUGCCACUUAACUGCUGCAAGCUAUGUUUGUCAAACUCUGAUGGGAUGUCUGUGUGUCUGUCCCUUGUGUUUUUACCAGAAGGUGCUGGAGAUAGAAAUCUCUUGUGUAGAACAUAUAUAACUACAGUGAGGGAAAAAAGUAUUUGAUCCCCUGCUGAUUUUGUACGUUUGCCCACUGACAAAGAAAUUAUCAGUCUAUAAUUUUAAUGGUAGAUUUAUUUGAACAGUGAAAGACAGAAGAACAACAAAAAAAUCCAGAAAAACGCAUGUCAAAAAUGUUAAAAAUUAAUUUGCAUUUUAAUGAGGGAAAUAAGUAUUUGACCCCCUCUCAAUCAGAAAGAUUUCUGGCUCCCAGGUGUGUUUUAUACAGGUAAUGAGCUGAGAUUAGGUGAACACUCUUAAAGGGAAUGCUCCUAAUCUCAGUUUGUUACCUGUAUAAAAGACACCUGUCCACAGAAGCAAUCAAUAAAAUCAGAUUCCAAACUCUCCACCAUGGCCAAGACCAAAGAGCUCUCCAAGGAUGUCAGGGACAAGAUUGUAGACCUACACAAGGCUGGAAUGGGCUACAAGACCAUCGCCAAGCAGCUUGGUGAGAAGGUGACAACAGUUGGUGCGAUUAUUCGCAAAUGGAAGAAACACAAAAUAACUGUCAAUCUUCCUCGGCCUGGGGCUCCAUACAAGAUCUCACCUCGUGGAGUUGCAAUGAUCAUGAGAACGGUGAGGAAUCAGCCCAGAACUACACGGGAGGAUCUUGUCAAUGAUCUCAAGGCAGCUGGGACCAUAGUCAACAAGAAAACAAUUGGUUACACACUACGCCGUGAAGGACUGAAAUCCUGCAGCGCCCACAAGGUCCCCCUUCUCAAGAAAACACAUAUACAGGGCCGUCUGAAGAUUGCCAAUGAACAUCUGAAUGAUUCAGAGGAGAACUGGGUGAAAGUGUUGUGGUCAGAUGAGACCAAAAUCGAGCUCUUUGGCAUCAACUACACUCGCCGUGUUUGGAGGAGGAGGAAUGCUGCCUAUGACCCCAAUAACACCAUCCCCACCGUCAAACAUGGAGGUGGAAACAUUAUGCUUUGGGGGUGUUUUUCUGCUAAGGGGACAGGACAACUUCACCGCAUCAAAGGGAUGAUGGACGGGGCCAUGUACUGUCAAAUCUUGGUUGAGAACCUCCUUCCCUCAGCCAGGGCAUUGAAAAUGGGUCGUGGAUGGGUAUUCCAGCAUGACAAUGACCCAAAACACACGGCCAAGGCAACAAAGGAGUGGCUCAAGAAGAAGCACAUUAAGGUCCUGGAGUGGCCUAAGCAGUCUCCAGACCUUAAUCCCAUAGAAAAUCUGUGGAGGGAGCUGAAGGUUCGAGUUGCCAAACGUCAGCCUCGAAACCUUAAUGACUUGGAGAAGAUCUGCAAAGAGGAGUGGGACAAAAUCCCUCCUGAGAUGUGUGCAAACCUGGUGGCCAACUACAAGAAACGUCUGACCUCUGUGAUUGCCAACAAGGGUUUUGCCACCAAGUACUAAGUCAUGUUUUGCAGAGGGGUCAAAUACUUAUUUCCCUCAUUAAAAUGCAAAUCAAUUUAUAACAUUUUUGACAUGCGUUUUUCUGGAUUUUUUUCUUGUUAUUCUGUCUCUCACUGUUCAAAGAAAUCUACCAUUAAAAUUAUAGACUGAUCAUGUCUUUGUCAGUGGGCAAACGUACAAAAUCAGCAGGGGAUCAAAUACCUUUUUUCCCUCACUGUAUCUGUGACAUUACAAUUGGUAAUCAUGUUCAAUCUAUUCAUUGCAUUUCUAUCUACAUCAUUCUGAACGUUCUGUCUGUCCGUUGUGUUGUGUAAACAACCAGAAAUCCUACAUCUAUAGGGGAUGUUCAGACUGGACGUUGUUCUCUUCUUGUCGACAUUUUUCCUUUUCCUAUUCUCUUACCAGGAGGACGUGGAGGCGGUCCAGAGAGAGAGAGACAGGGCCCUGGAGCACAGCCAGCAGCUGGAGGAGGAAAUACAAACACUGCGAACGUACCACAGGUGACACACACACACACUUCCCCUUUAAAAAUACUCACACACACUUCCCCGUUAAAAAUGCUACACCUUCACUAUCAUCUGCAUAGUGAAGAUUCAAAUAUAGGAAUCCCGAUCGGCAUAAGUGUACAUUCACAGUUAAUAGGAAUAUAUGGUUUAUUGCUGCUUGGUACAUUGAUAUGAUUUCUGCUGUGGUUACGCAGCUCCAAAUAUUGGGGAUUUAAAGGCACAACAGUGAAAUAUGAUAAGCGAUAUAUUCAUCUGCUUUGAUGUGACUUAGCAGGAUUUUAGUGGGAAGUCAUUUGUGUAAUCAUAUCAAUGAUAUAAUGAAAUGCUCAAUCAUGCAUUUUUCCAAUAAUACAUUUUAUGUCAUUUAUGUCAACAAAAAGUAUCCCAUCAUUUAUGAAACAACUGUAAAAUACUGACCCUAGUAAUAAAUUAUUAUAUUCCUGUGUCAUUUUGAAUCCCAUUCUGCACCAAUAAUACUAGCAGCAGGGAGAGUGUUACACAUUCAUGGGACCACAGAUCAUUUCCAUUUUAUUUGGCUGAAAGGGUUGGGGAUGUCACACCCCCAUUUUAACUUCUUAAUAAAAAAUAUGGCUGCACAGCAAGACAGAUCAGUGCUCUCCAACUUAUUAAAAAUGAGAAGCAUGUUCUGAGCCAGCUCUCCUUCCAACCUACUCUAAAAAAUCCAUAUUAAGAGCUAAAACUGGACCUCAUAUGCGUUGUUUGCUCUGGAUUGAGAUAACUAAAAUAAGUAAUUACACCCUAAUUAUACUUAUAAUAUUAAUCCGUGGGAACUCCUUAUUAGAAGUUCUGGAAAAUACAGAAAAAUAAGGAAAGGUUGCUUUUUUAUUUGUUUUAGCUUUAAUCCGCCAAUGACCGUUUUUGUCAUUUGUCAUUCAACGGAAGAAAUUAACACCUUAAAAAAUAGAAAAAAAACCAUGGGAAACUUGAACUUCCAGCAGUGUAGAUAUCCUUCAUUGUGUAUUUUCCAUUGGCUCAGAAAGUAGCCGAUCUGGUUUGGUAACAUGCAUCCUGUUCUUAAUGUGUCCCAUAUUCUGAUAGUAAGUUUUCUCUUUUGGUUUUAUCUGCAUCUCAUCUGUCACGUGGUGGAGUGUUUGUCUGGCGUUGGUUACCUCAGAGUGACAGAUCUAUGGUCCUAUUCCCACUACGAGAUAUGAAGGAGUGUCUAAGGAGCGGGGUGGCGAAAGAUAAUUCUACUUUUCAAUUCCUAUUACAUCCUUGCCUUACCAUCUGUUGUGGCUGGCAACGUGACAUUUUGGUCCGCAGCUCAAAUUGACUGUGAAUAUCACAGUAGCCACUAGACAUUAAGCACAAACUAUUCAACAAUGACAGAAACCUUUCUUCUAAAACAUAUGACACUAUUGAAUAAUGCAACCAAACCAUAUUACACUCUUGAAUAAUGCAACAAUUCACAGGCUUUAUCUUCUCGUCUGUAGGCUACACUCAUUACAUUUUAGCUUCAAUACAAAAUAGUUGCUAUAAGAGCAUGUCUUCAAGUAAUGUUAGCCUAUCAAAAAUGAUAUAUUCAUUUUUAUCAAUAUCAUGCAAAUCAUUACAUGUGGUAAAAGCAAAUUGCGACUGAAAACGUGGGUAUAAGUGAAUUCACCACAACGAGCUGUUUUAUCUGGAAGUCCAUACCCGCCACAAAAAAAAGCCUCAUGAUUUGUCAAUGUGCAUAAUUAGUCUGUACUUCAGUCUGAUCAACUGUAGACUACUGAUAACAAGCACAGAUCCAGCUAGCCUAGCGACAUCUAUGCGCUCUGAUCCCACCGGGGAAACGUAGCGUCAUGUUUUUAUAGCCCAAGCUACAGUAUGUAUUUAUAGCCUAAAAUAGGCCCUUUUAUUUGUGUUCUGAGAAAAUGUGAAUGUGAUCAAAUUUGGUUUAUAUUCACACUUUGGGUGGCUAGGCUACCUAGGCCUUUUUCAUCAAAAUGAUUGACUUGAAUUAAUAAAUUAACACAAUAGUGAUGACAUACUGUAUGAGUAUCUUUUUAAUUACAGAUGCAAAGGCCUACACGAUGCAACCCUGCAUAGCCCAUAUAAAACCGUUUUUUUUUUACAGUUGAUUUAUUACUGUCAUACGCUACAACUAGGGUCAGGAGUUGGUUACGUUAGCCUACUACCAGAUCAGGAAAACAAUCCCCCCCCCCCCACCUCUGAAAUCAUCACACAAUGUUAAAAAUGAAGGGGAAAAAAACAUAUCCUAUUUGUGUGAUCUACAUUCUACAUGUUUUGGGUGAUGGGCUUCCAUUGUUUUACGUGGCUCAGUGCAGACGGCAGCUGUGACAAUUUCAGAAUGUAACAGGCUGUUACUGCAAUUUCAGGCCAAAACUCAAUAAAACAAGUCUCAAAUAUUAGGAAAAUGUCUAUACAUUUCAGCUGUUUCAAAAACAUUGCUCUGCUAUUACCAUUUAUACUGUAGGAAUGUUGGCUCAAAAAGAUAAUUCUGUUCACACUGCCCUGCUUUAAGGGGGCAACUGUUGGGGGUAGUACGUAGCAAGUACGCAUGUUUACAUUUGAGGAAUAUGUGUAGCCGACAGUAUUUUUAUAAAAGGUGCAGUUAAUGGGAAGAGGCUCUAUGAGAACGCUAGUAGGUUUUUCUGAAGCCCCCCACUUCACCCUGGCUUUACUCCGAGGACACUGAGGACGACAUUGCAUUCUCCUCUUCUCAGACAAUUUGCAUUGUGUGUGAACAGGAGGGAGAGAGAGUGAGGAAGAAAGAGAUAGAUAGAAGAGUGGGUCCUAUCACUGGUCCUGUGGUGCUAGACCUUUAUGUGGGGAACCACCCUUCCAGGCCCAACAAAGCCCAGAAGAGAAGAUGGCUCGGCUCUGUGUCUGUUUGCUCUGAGGAUUCACUGGCCCUCUCCAUUGUGUCCCCAGGACAACACACCCAAUCACAUGAAAGGAAGGCACCAGACGUAAAAUCAAAAUAAAGAAAACGGCAUGGGAAGAAGAAGAAGAGAAGGGUCCAAAACGCUAGCGGCCGGCCAGCCUACCACGUCAAAACACAGACUCACAUUAUGGGGUUCCAUGUUCAGAGAAACCCCUGUUGAUUAAAAGCAAAAAUAGAGAGAAAUGUACUAGAUGUAGUAGCCGACGGGGGCCAGUUUGUUUUAAAGGGUUGACGUUGUUGGAGGGACUGCGGCGGGUGGGCUGAGGGAGAGGGGCGACGGCCGGUGCUUUGUUUGAGAACCAGCCAGACCAGGGCUGCGUCCCAAAUGUGUCCUAAAUGGCAUCCUAUUACCUACACAGUGCACUACUUUUAACCAGAGACCUAUGAGCCCUGUUCAAAAGUAGUGCACUAUAUAGAGAAAUAGGGUGCCAUUUGGGACUCAACCCAAGGCUGCUGGAGGGAGUCAGUCAGCCCAAGCAAGACACGUAUUAACACUCCAUCUCUGCUCCGUCCGGACGGACAGACGGCUCCCUGGGGAAGGCUGAUUAUCACUGAGGCUGAGUGGGUCGCACUUUAACACCUAAAAACUCGAUAGUCAUUAGCUAGGCUAGCAGACGGAAACAAGACAGGCUGCCUGGAGUUUCAUACUGGGGCCUUACGACAUACUUUCAUAUCUACACAGUGAUUACACAAAACCCUGAUGAAGGCUACGCAUUGGCUUUAACAAUAAAGAAGCAUUUUUAUCAACUUCCACUGUCCCUCAAGAGUUGCUGAAUUUCCUCUUCACUUUCAUGGGACAUUUUAGGUUCAUUUUAAAGUGAUACAUAACAUACGUCACCAUCAAUCCUGACUGAGCAACAACAAGGAAAAGUUAACCAGUGCCUCAGACUCAGGGUUAGCCCUGCCUUUUCAAUCUGUGCUGCCCAAUACAUUUGGCGGAUUGUCUGGGAGCCCUCACAGCAAGCUAAACUCCAUCGAGAUAGAAACGGAGGAAGUAAUUCAAAACGCACAGCAGCACCCCUGCAGACCCCCGAACCCCCAAACCCCAAAGCCCAAAUUGGUUUGUGUUCCUACAUCAUAGGCAGGUGAUAGAAACCAGUGAUUUAGGGACAAGCCAGUAUAAACAGCGUGGACACUCCUCCCAGUGCUGAGAGUGUCUCACUGUGAUUUAUUUAUAUGGUAGUAGGAGCCAAGGUAUCCUGGUCCAAGAUCUGUUUGUGCUGUCUUGCCAACUGCUAUGGUCUUUAAUAUAUUGUCAUACCAAACAUGACAACGACCAUAGGGGUUGGCUAUACAGCAUAAACAGAUCUGGGACCAGUCUAGAGCCAAUGUACUGUAAGUGGCUGUCCUCCCCAGUAAAUGUGCUUUGGCUUGGGACACUGUACAUGUGUCGUAAAAGGUGAGGUGACCUGGCUGCCUCUCAAAGGUGCCAAGGUAGGUAGUAACCAAAUGUUAUCCUGUCCAGUAUGUAACUUGGUGUACCUGUCUGGUAACAGGAGAGGUCUGUGACCAGGCUGUCUCUGCUGACCUUGUGGUUUAUUUGUUUAGAGUCCACAGAGAUUAGUCUCUAUUAAAGGGUAUUUUACAUACCCAGCCCCUAACAAUCCUCCUCCACACUAACCAUUAACCAUACAUACGUCCCAAAAUGGCACCCUAAACCCUUAUAUAGUGCACUACUUUUGACCAGGGCCUAUAUAGGGAAUAGGGUGCCAUUUGUGACACAGCCCAUCUCUAGAAUUGGAGGGCAGGUUUGUUGAGCUCUAGCGUCUGUGCUUUGUUAUCAGGUUAGGGGAGUUAAUGGUUAACUGUUUUGCAUUGCAGACUGUUCUGCAGGUCACUGGCAGAAACUGGAGCAGAAAGCCACCAUGUUCAGAAACACAGAAUGGAUAGUCAUAAACCUUCUAUAGAUAGACACACAGACGCACAGGAGCAGGUGGGAAGAUAAGAAUGAGGAAUCUGGAGCGGAGCGUCACUUAUUGUAAAUACUGUACUUCAUGACAAGAUCAUGGGAGCUUACUAGGCCUAUUUCUCACUACCAGCUAGGUAUUUGGAUGAAACGUGAUCAGAUCAGUACAACAGGAGCUUCCUAGCUAGAUUAAACGGACACUCGUCCUCAUGAAUGGAACGUGAUCAGCUCUAACAGUACAGUACAUGCAUGGCCUUGUGCUUUUGUUGUUGUUCCAAGGAGCACUUCCCAUGGAAGUUGUCAGCACUAUUAAUAUUGGUGCUAAAAUCCCCAAAUUUUACUUUAAUAUGAUCACAGUAGCAGACUUCAGCUAGAAACACAACUUAAAAUGACUUCUCAUCUGGUUUGUGGUCUCUCAAUAGAUAGCUCUCUGUCGCUCCCUGGGAGAAUCUCAAUUGGUUUUGCUCGCCUCCUCUCCUCCGUCCUCUCCUCGCCUGGAAAAGGGCAAAGGUAAUCGAGGAGAGGAGGAGAGGAAAGGUGGAAAAAAAUGUGCUUGAAUACAUUUAGAGUCCUUCUCCACUCACAUGUCAUCAGGCAAAUUACGUUUACAGGGAUGGAAUCCCAAAAUAAAUGUGUAAAGUCAUCAAAACAAAUGUAGCUAGUUGUGCAAGACAUUUUAUAGAUACAAUGAUAAGUAGUAUAUUGUUUUUAAAUGUGUGCAUGCUUUUCUCCUUCGAGAAAACAACAGCUGAUUCAAAGGUGGUCUGGCGGAUUUUAAAACACUUCUGCGGGAGGAUACUCUUGUGCAUCCUCUGCCGAACUAGGUAAUUAAGGAGGGGAGCAGACUCCUUCGUUCGCCUACUAACGAAUUUAUACUCUCUUCUGUCACUCGACCACUUAUCGGUUUCCGGGUCACAGAGUCGUCGAGAAGAGGACGGCCUUUUGCCCAAUUCAGAAUCUCCCCCUCUAUCUCUCAUCAUCUCUCUCUCCUUGCUUCGUUCGCUCUCUCGCUCUCCCAGGAAAUGAAUUGGAACAGUUUGUGGACAAUGUCUCUCUCUCCUGUUGAUUGGUUUCCAUGUCUGUUGUAAAAGGAGGGGUAUAGUGUAGCUGGGGGGGGGGGGGGUCAAGGCGCAGUAGCCAGGGUCAGAUAAGAUAAUCCAUAGUGAACGUCCUCUGCCCUGCCUUUGUUUGUCACAGUCAUCGGACCUUCAGACCCAAUAUGUUUACAUUUAAUUAAACAAAGCACACAAACUUUACAUCACUUCCCAUAGCUAUCAAUAGCACAUCUGAAUUGAUUACCCUCAGCUCUGAAAAACAAGAGGAAGCAUUAAACAGGAGCUUCAUCUUCCCCCUCUGAAACUCAUUACAGGCCAGAAUGACUGAUAUGAUUUUAAAGCUAUGUCCACACGCCUACCUGGAAUGGCGGCAGAGACCUCUGGUCAUUAAUCUAGAUGAGGUUGUCAGCCGUCAGUGGACAACUGACUAUAAUGUCGCUCAUAGAGCUAAUGGAGGAUAGAAAAGGUAUUGCUAUCUUACUUAGCUCAGGGCUCUCCAACCCUGUUCCUGGAGAGCUACUGUCCUGUAGAUUUUCGCUCCAACCCCAAUCUAGCGUACCUGGUUCUAAUAAUUAGCUGGUUGAUAAACUGAAUCAGGUUAGCUACAUCUGGGGUUGGAGUGAAAACCUACAGGUGGGUAGCUCUCCAGGAACAGGGUUGGAGAGCAUUGACCUAGCUAGUUACCAGCCCCUUCAAUGAAUGGUCUUGUUUUUAUGUUUAGCUUUGGAUUGAUAUUUAACUCUGCUGAGGUACAGUGGGGGGUUUUAUCAAGCAAAAUAUGGAAAAUAUACUGUAAAUCUUUCAGUUAUCGAAAUGGAAUGCCCUGGGGUUAUUUCAUACUUAGUUAUAUUGCAAGCCAAGGAUUGUGUCAUCCAAUGGCCUUCAUCAGAUUGUUCAAUGAUCUUCUAUUUUAUCUCUGUGCGUCAAUAACAGUGACUUGAAACUCAUGCUGAGGGCUAAAUUAAGGAUCAUAUAUUGGUCUGUGGAGAGAGAGAGAACUCCUCAUGACACAAUCUCAUUUUUUAUCAUAUUGCCAGUGAGACAUAUUUUGUAAAUAUAUGUUUUUCAAUUGGUUGGACACAUUCUUGUGUGACUGUCCAAAAAUAUGCCUUGGAAUUGGUUUGGGUUAAUAACUGAAAACUGGGGAUGGGCAAAGGUAUUGUUCCAUAGUUCCUGUACUGUAAUAGAGUCAAGAAUAGAGUAAUGAAGCUGGAAUAGGUUGUGUCCCAAAUGGCACCCUGUUACCUAUAUAGUGCACUACUUUUAUCCCAUUGUCCUCAACUCUGACUAUGUAUGCAUCCCAAAUAGGGUGCCAUUUGGGAUGCAUUCAUAGUCAGAGUUGGGGUCAAUGGGUAAUGUUUUGGUUUCCUCUCCUCCCCAAUAGAUAAUGGGGUUUUUCAGCCCUUUACUAAGGUGAAGAGUACCCUACACUACCCUACCAAGCUCUAUUGAUAAUAUACCCACACCAAUGUAGUGUUUACAGUACCUCAAUCUUUCUCUUUUUGAGAGCUGCUUUCUCUCUCUAGCUUUAUUUGAGAGAUUCUCUCUCUUGCAUCUCAUUGGAAAACACCUGUCUGCUUUCACCUUGAGCUCCUAUGUCUCAAUCAGUUUGAUGCUCUCAGUCACACUGGUUUGAUGCUUUCAGUCAGUCAGUCCCGUCAGUAAUGUACGGUAAUAUAUUCCACUGACAUUCUGCUGCAUUAUUGCCUCCAGAUAUUGUCUCAUAUAGUGACAUAGCAUUUGAAUAUUAAACUUGUCUCUUUGCCAUGGGGUGUUGAUACAGAAUAACGUUCCCUACUGUAAGUUAAACUGCAGGCAUGCUUUCAUUGGUUAAGGUCAAGUUUCUGUCUGUUUGUGUUAGAAAUGUGGCCAGCUGCACUCUGACUGCAAAGUCAAAACUGGAGAGUAGAGGAGACUUGUUGGUUGGAAGCCUGUUCAGUGCAUCACCCCUGUACUGCACUUUCAAUCUACAAGAUCUACUAUUGUAUCCUUGCAGAGCUUCCAUACUUAUUUUUUCUACAACCUAUGCUGUACUUGUUGUACUUGAGGUUGUUUUCAGUAGUUGUGCUAUACCUCUUUGCUGUUCAGUCGACCCAGUAUGUACAAAUAUUUUCCUCCCACCCAAUUCAAAGCCAAAAGAUCAUAUCAAUGUGUCAAGUGCCUUGUUAACAAUCCUAACACUAUUGUUGUUAGCUGACAUCCUGUAGCUUCCUGAAGGACCGGUAUGAUGCGGGUGAUGUGUUGACAUUCAUAGUUUUACUGUGUAGCUUUUUCACGCCCGAUACAUUUUUGUAUCUGUGUGAUGAUGGAUUAUUGUGAUGCAAGGGAAAAUUCAAUUAAGUAUAAUCUCAUUUAAUUCAUCUUAUCUCUCCCUACAGCCUGCACCAAGCCCAGUGUGAGGCAGGGACCACCAGUCAAAGAGGGCAGGGGGCCUCAUCUCUCAGCUCUCCAUCCCAGACCCUCCAGACCAAGCCCCUCCAGCCCAGGGAAGCCCCCUCUGGUCUGGCCAGUCCCCCCCAGCAGCAGCCCCUCCUGGCUCAGCUCCAGAGAAUGGCCUCGGAGCACCAGAACACCCAGGCCCAGCUACAACACUCCCAGGAGGCAGCAAGGGAGGCCAACGAGAAAGUACAGAAGUGAGUAGCUAACUAGAGUACAACUCUGGUUUUACAGGCCCCUCACUAAUGACUAGCCCAUGAAAAACUGCUACUAUAACAAGUCUACUUUCUCAACCUCCUAAAAUGAAGGAUCAAAUCCACCAGCGGCAAUUUUGUUUCACUUAAUAUAGACACGCUCUUAACCCCCGCCUUGUUGCCCCAUGGCAAGAAUUUGGUAAACGCAUGCUCCUCCGUAGCCCCUGCAACAGAUUCCCCACCCUGCCCAUCCCCAAAACCUUCUCGCCCCCCCCCAUGACUCCUGCUGCACCCCUCCCCCACCCUAUUGACUUGUGCUAGUGGUGUCCAUGCUGAUGGAUGGUUGGUUGCUGGUUGUCUGGGAGGCCUUCUCUCCUCAGUCCCAGCCUGGUCUCUGUUGCUCCUGCACCCUCCCAUCCUCCCACAGUCACACUGGGGCUAGCCGCUAAACAAACAGCAGUCGCCCCGCUCAUCUAUUUGCCUGGUGAAUUAACAGGGGGGUUGGGGGGUGGUGAUGGAGGGGGGGUGACAGUUCUCAGCACUGGGAAAGCUGAAAGGCUUCCCCCCACACCCCUCAGAUUGGGAGGGAGAAAAGAGGGGAUUCUGGUUGGUAUUGUAUUUAAACGAUCCUCACUGGAGGGCCUCCAUUAUACUGGAAGAUCACACAGCGUCUUCUACAACCUUCACUCUAAAUGUAAAAACUAACGCACACUUCCCGUAUGAAGGCAACAUUUUCAGUCCUCUGGCUCAACUGCUCUUGCAGUGUGCAGACUGGGAAUAGUUUGCAAAACUGCAGCUAGCAAAUACUUUGCGUGCACUGAACUAGUGCAGUUACUGAUGUUUUGCACUUUUAUGACGUUUAUAAGGUAGUGUUGACAGUUUCAGAGCAUGGUCUGAUCCUUUCCCAGAAAGAGGCCUGUCAAGGCUGUUGGAUGUGUCAAGGUGUAGAGGGUGGGUAGAGAUGGCAGCCCAGUGCCAGGAGGAGCAACAGCAGCAGGAGCAUCUGAAGACAGUCACACUCGACCGUUAACUGACCCCCAGAUGGAUGGCCCUGGUCCUGCUGGGAUGCGUCCCAGAUGGCACCCUAUUCUCUAUAGUGCUCUAGGGCUCUAGUCGAAAGUAGCUCACUAUGUAGGGAAAUAGGGUACCAUUUGGUUUGUGGUGGUGUAGGAGUCUGUGGGAAGCAGCUCUGACGCGGGCCCCGUCGCACGGCGGUGAGAAGAAUGCAGGGGGAGCCGAGUUACCCCCCUCUCCCCCCUCAUCACCCCCCAGAGCACACGGCUUGCCAGAGGAAACGGAGAGGCGGCCCAGAAUGUGGCACCUGAGUGCCGGGGGCUGACGGGGCUGACGGGGCUGACGGUCCUGCAGUUCCAUUGAUGGAGGGGCUGAGCCGAAUGUCUAAUGACCUAUCUGAAGCUGCCUGCUGAAUCAAAUCUUGGCCAUGGAGGAGACGAAAGGACACAAAGACCCUUUUCAUCAGGAGGUGGAGGUUGUCCUGGCCUGCUAGUAACAGACACGCUGCUUACUGCUGUCUUUCUCUCCCGCUAUCAUCAUCAUCAUCAUCAUCAUCAUCAUCAUAUCCCAGACCCUUUGCUGCUCUACAGUGUAUUCGGAAAGUAUUCAGACCCCUUGACUUUUACCACAUUUUGUUACGUUACGUCCUUAUUCUAAAAUCAAUUAAAUAAAUACAAAUCCUCAUCAAUCGACACACAAUACCCCAUAAUGACAAAGCGAAAACACAUGUUUUUCAGCGGCAGAGACUGGGAGACUAGUCAGGAUCAAGGGAAAGAUGAACGGAGCAAAGUACAGAGAGAUCCUUGAUGAAAACCUGCUCCAGAGUGCUCAGGACAUCAGACUGGGGUGAAGGUUCACCUUCCAACAGGACAACGACCCGAAGCACACAGCCAAGACAAAGCAGGAGUGGCUUCGGGACAAGUCUCUGAAUGUCCUUGAGUGACCCAGCCAGAGCCCGGACCUGAACCCGAUCUAACAUCUCUGGAGAGACCUGAAAAUAGAUGUGCAGUGACGCUCCCCAUCCAACCUGACAGAGCUUGAGAGGAUCUGCAGAGAAGAAUGGGAGAAACUCCCCAAAUACAGUGCUUCAACAAAGUACUGAGUAAAGGGUCUUAUGUAAAUGUGAUAUUUCCAUUUUUAUUUUUUUAUUUUAUGAAUUUGCUAAAAUGUCUAAAAACCUGUUUUUGCUUUGUCAUUAUGGGGUAUUGUGUGUAGACUGAUGAAAAAAACAAUUUGAUCAAUUUUAGAAUAAGGCUGUAACGUAACAAAAUGUGGAAAAAGUCAAGGGGUCUGAAUACUUACCGAAUGCACUGUAUACCCAGUCCUCAGGAAAGUACCUCCCUCUGUAAACGUAUUAUGAUGAGUUGUUGUUACGUAACUUUCUUAUGAUUCAUGGUUGUAAAUGUUGUAAAUGGCAUUUUCGAUGUCAUUUGUAACUGUAUUGAUUAUAUACUGUAUAUGUAUAAGUAUAUUUUAAACACUUUCUGAGCUCCUCUUUAAAACCCCGAUAAACACUAAGAAGUGCACCAUCCAUCCCCCCAUCCAGUACAAUGCACACUCUGCUGAAACAGUGGUAGCUAUAUUUUACUUCUUUACUGCAGAAAGAUUCUUAUUCGGGGUUGUUUAGAAUGAAUGCGAGGAGCUGCGUGUUUACUCCGUCUUAUUCCAGCUAUAAUUGUUGGUUUUGCGACACUGAAUUCUUAAUCAGGAUUUAUGUUUUCUCUGGCUGCUCCCUGGCGUGUGUGUUUGGGUUUACUGGCCACCCUUGGUAAACAGUGUUGUUCCAAAUCCCCACCAGUACACCUUGGACAGACACGCACUAGCUGGAACUGUCUAAACGUGACAGAGAGGCUAAUGCAUAUAUUUAAAAAUGCAACAAGGGGCUUCACCAUUUACACACAAGGGGGACAAGGUCUGUGUGUGUGUGUGUGUGUUUGAGAGGGGGAAGAGAUGUUUUGCCUCGUGUACAUGUGAACUAGUUAGGUGAGCCAUGUUUGCCUAUGUGUGUCAGUGUGUGUUGGCCUGCGUGCAUGGCCUGUACAUUCAGUGGCUGGAGUGUUUGCAUGGCCUUUGUGACUUGGACCUUUCCUAAACAUUAGCAAUCCUCUUGGCCUUAUUUUCUCUCCCCACUGCUAAUAUGUUGAUCUCUCCUCCACAACAAGCUGAUGUUACACACAGCCCUAGCCGCCAUGUCAUCCUCACCAUGCAUAAAUAAACACAGCCAGGUUUGUGGUGAUGAUGACUCGCCAUGUUGAGAAAAACAGAUGGAGAGUAACUUCCGGACAGACAAUACCUGGGUCAGACCACUCCCAGAUGCUGCCUGAUUACCAGCUAGUUGGUAGAAACCCUGGGCAGGCAAACUGGCAGGUCACAGCUUAGACAGCCUCGCAGGCAGCGUAAUUCUCUGGUUGCGUCCCAAUAAUCUCUCCUUCCUGCUGGAGUGUGCACUUGUUCACUACUCCCCACAAAUAGAAAAGCGUUGGAUUGGUGUUUGUAUGAGCUAGAGGGAGUUUCCAUAUACCAGUCAUCUCCUUUCAAAUCCAUGAAGGGAAGUGAACAAGUGCACACUUCGGGAGAAAGGAGAGAUGAAUUUGACGCACCCUCGGGCUCUUUUCAGAUCAUUACAACUGGGCUACUGAGGGAAAAUAAUCUGUGGACCAUGUUUCACUCCCUCGAAAAGAUCAAAGAUGUAUCUUUCUUCCUGGUACCUCCUUGUGUAAAAGUGUUUGUUAUUUGUGUGUGUGUGUGUGUGUGUGUGGCACAUGCACAGUAUCAGGAAUUUAAGAAUACUUUAUCACCAUCAACUCCCCCACCUUAUGUCAAGUUUACAUUUAAAAGGUAACUUUGAUAUAAUAACCUGCACAUGAUUAGUUAGUUGUUUAAUACCUACAAUGACUAAAGAUGUAUCUUGUGAUUUUUGAUAUGGUAUAUCUGAAAAUCAAAGUGAAAAUAUUUUUUUACAACUAUUACAAUACAGGAGCAGUGUAGCCUUUCCACUUGUGUCAAAUGUAUUAUUUCCAUAUCAGUGAUGUCACGGUGAGGACGGGGGAAAAGAUUUUCAUGGAAAGAGCUUAAACCCUCACUCUAUAACAAAAAGCCUGCUGUAUUCUGGGGUUCACUCACGGCUUUCUAUUCUAAUUUCAUUCACGGUGGGAGAUUUUCCCUGUCUAAGUGCUCCCAAAGUUUUGAAUUCUACAGAAGAAGAAUGUUUGCACUUGGAAGAAAACUUCCAUUGCUUCAUCAAUUAUUAUUAGAACAUUUGUUCACGAGUCAGUAUGUGCUGAAAGGCCAUUUGUACUACUUGUACUCUAGUUCAUUUCCUCCUAUUUGGUACCAUGCUCUUCACCUAUCAGUGGUGCUUCCUGAAGAUCCCAUUUCAUUUGGCUUAAUCUGAUUCCCUUCUGUGAUAUUAUAACCAUGGAAUUAUAUUAUCAUUGAAUGAGAUAAUAACCUCUCAAGUCCUGUGAAAUGUUCCUAUUUGAAAAUACAAUAAAUAUUCUUUACUCAAAGCCAAUUUCCCAACAUAUUUCACCUUAACAUCGUUCCAGUUGGAUGCUUUUUAACUAAAUAGCUAGGAAUAUUAUUAAUGACUCAGGAAGAAAACAAUUCCAUCAAUGUGUUUAUUGUACAACCUGCCCAUAAACCUGUUAAUAUCACAUCCGUAUUUCAGACCCAUAAUAGUCUGGAUAGGUUAAAAUUAGAAUGUGUGAUGACUGUGCAUGUUUUGGCCAGCUUCACAUGUCUUGUUUCUAGAGAGCCAAAAAAGCUAUGUGCUGUUUCCUCCAUCUCUCACCCAGCCUCUCGCUCCAAAAGCAUUCCUCUCCUCUCUCUUGCCCGCCCGUCAAUUCAGUUAUUUUCAUCCUGUCAGGGAAUCAUUAGCUUUUCUUUUCAGCCAUAAGGACACCAUUAUUGUCCUGCCCCUCUGCCAGGAAAAACACUAGAUCCUGUCAACUUAGAGAGAAACGGAGAGAGGGAGAGAGAGAGGAGAAGCGGGAGAGUGAAGAUAAUUUGUACAGUGGGUUUGGUUUGGUCUGACUACCACUUAAAGAAGCGUCUACAUCCUGCCCUGUAACAAGUGUAUCCUUGUGUUAGUGUCCUGGGCACCACCGCACCAGGAGAGGUGCAUUCAUUCCUCACACCCUCUCUUCAUCCCGUUCUCCCUGUCUCCCCCUCUACCUCCCUUUGUCUCCCUCUUCCCCUCUCUCCCACCCCCUCUUCCCCUCUCUCCCCUCCUCCCUUCCUCCCCUGUCUCCCCCUCUUCCUCCCCAUCCCUAUCUUUGGGGUUCCUCCCCCUCACGCGUCUUUGGGUCAUUCAAAAAGCAUUAUAUAAAACCCAUGUAUUCUAAUUAAUGUUAUUCUCUUUGUCACCAUGCAGGUUGGAGCGGCUGGUGGAGGUGCUGAGGAAGAAGGUGGGGACAGGCAGUGUCCGGACGGUCAUCUGACUGAGACGACGCCUGGGGAAGCAACAGUCAGUCCACUCAGUUCCUGGCUCCGUCCUAAAUGGCACCCUAUUCCC
This is a messenger RNA of Coregonus sp. 'balchen', 44029 nucleotides long. The record is from the annotation of a GenBank genome assembly. Lineage: Eukaryota; Metazoa; Chordata; Actinopteri; Salmoniformes; Salmonidae.